Molecule: messenger RNA, 3099 nt
Organism: Triticum aestivum (bread wheat)
Lineage: Eukaryota; Viridiplantae; Streptophyta; Magnoliopsida; Poales; Poaceae
Product: pentatricopeptide repeat-containing protein At4g19220, mitochondrial-like
Exons: 2
Coding region: 83-2824 (913 amino acids)
Biological process (GO): RNA modification
Cellular component (GO): intracellular membrane-bounded organelle
Molecular function (GO): protein binding; RNA binding
Source: RefSeq, a predicted model, not a curated record
CAACUCAUUCUUUCUCUCCUUCCUCUGUGUUUGACACAGUUUGGGACCCUCGCCCUGGAACUCCGUGGAGAACCGCCGGUGGAUGCUACGCCGAGCUCCCAGGCUUCUUGCCGCAGUAAACCUCACCUUCCCCACCACUGCCAACCUCACCCGCAUUUCCCACCCGGGCCUUCACGUAGCAUUAUUUCACCAUGCGUCCGCUGAGGGCGAGGGCGGCGCCCGCUACCUGCUCGACGGAAUGCCCCACGGAGCACGGGCCAGCUCCAUCGUGCGCGCGCUCAGGGACGGCGCGCGCCACGCCGCAGACGCCGUCGACGCCCUCCACUGCGCGUCCCUCAAGUCCGGCGCGGUGCUGGACCCGCCCGUGCGCACCUCCCUCCUCACGGCAUACGCCAGGAGGAGGGACGACGCGUGUGCCGCCCUGGCGCUGCUCGACGAGGCCGCCCGCCCGGACGUGAUCCUGUGGAACGCCACGCUCGAUGCUCUGACGCGGAGCUGCCGUCUGGGCGACGCCGUGGUUCUGUUCCGGCGGAUGGCGUGCGUGCUCGGGGCGUUCGAUUCGGCCACCCUGGUCAUCAUGCUGUCGGGGGCGUCGCGUGCCAGAGAGAUGGAGCUUGGGACGGCGCUCCAUGCCGCGGCUGUGAAGAGAUGCCUCGACACUGACCUGAACCUUCAGAAUGCUCUCGUGCACAUGCACGCGAAGUGUGGGCGUUUCUGCACUUCGGAGGCUGUGUUUUGGAGGAUGCCGUGUUGGGACACCACCUCAUGGAAUUCUAUGAUUGGUGGAAGCACGUUCAAUGGACUUUUUGAAGUUUCGGCUUGUUGCUUCAGGGAGAUGAUCCGUUUGGGGGUUCAGGCAGAUGAGGUCACUCUGUCUUCUGUCCUUGCAGCAUAUUCUCGCACGGAUGGUCUUUUUGCCUUUGGGAGGUCUGUCCAUGGCUGUGUUGUCAAGCUUGGUUAUGACGACACUGCAUCUUGCUCGGUGGCGAAUUCUCUUAUAACAUUUUAUUCAGCCCUUGGAUUUACCGAGGACGCAGGGAAUGUCUUUGCAGGCAUUUUGAGUAAAACUUUGGUAUCAUGGAAUGCUAUGAUCAAGGGAUUGGUGGAGAAUGAAAAGGUCAGCGAAGCCCUCUUUGUUUUCCAAGAAAUUAUAUCAGGGUACCAGCCAGAUUAUGCCACUUUGGUGACUGUAAUUUCUGGCUGUGCUGAUCAAGGACUACUCUGUGAAGGGAAAGAAAUCCAUGGAUACAUAGUCAGAAAAGGCCUUCUGCAUGAGGAGUCUUCUAUAGGAAAUAGCUUACUUGGCUUAUAUAUGAAAUGUCAUGACUCAUUUACUGCUAAGCUUUUGUUCAGGACAAUGCCAGUAAGAGACCUCAUAUCAUGGAACACAAUGCUUUCUGGUUACUCAAGAGAUGUCUCACUGGGAGUAGAGGCUCAAGCUAUGUUCAAGGAGCUGCUUUCUGAAGGUUUAAACUGCACCAUGACCACUAUACUUGCUGUUCUACCUUCAUGCUCUUGUCCAGAAGACCUUAGCUUUGGCAAAGGAGUUCACUCUGUUAUCCUGAAGUAUGGAUUUGUGAGUGCAGUUUCAGUUGUUAAUGCGUUGAUGCACAUGUACAUAUGCUGCGGGGACACACUGGCUGCCUUAGCGCUGUUGGAAAGAAUAAUGUUGGUAUCAGAUAUUAUUUCAUGGAAUACAGCCACAGUAGGCUGUGUACAGAAUGGACUACAUGGUGACGCCUUGGAAGCAUUUCGGUUCAUGCAUUCAUCUUUGCCAGUAAAUCCUGACAGCAUUACACUAGUUAGUGUUUUAUCAGCAUGUGGAACUCUUAAACUGCACUCCCUAGGAAAGUUCAUCCACUGCAUGUCACUGAAGCACUUGCUUGCAUGCAAUUUGAGGGUGAAGAAUGCCCUGUUAGCCAUGUAUUUCUGGUUUGCAGAUACUGAAAGUGCCGAGUCAAUCUUCUAUAGUCCCGGAGAUAUAAAUUUGUGCUCCUGGAAUUGUAUGAUCUCUGGCUUUGCACAGAAUAACGAUGGCUGGAGAGCAUUGCAGUUCUAUCAGAAGAUUGAAGACUUCGUGCCUGAUGAAAUGUGUACAGUCAGUAUCAUCUGUGCUUGCACUCAACUAGGGGAUCUUACAUAUGGAAAGAGCAUACAUGGGCAUGUGGUCAGGUCUGAUCUUCAAAAUAAUGUUUUUGUUUCAGCAUCGCUUGUUGAUAUGUACAGUAAGUGCGGAAGACUCGACGUUGCUGUCAGAGUAUUUGAAUCCUCUGCUGAAAAAUCAAUUGCUUGCUGGAACUCCAUGAUAUCAGCUUUAGGAUUUCAUGGGCAUGGGUUGCGAUCAAUAAAACUUUUCUGCAAGAUGAUUCAGUCUGGGAUGACAGCCACGAGAAGUACUUUUAUUGCUCUUUUGUCAGCUUGCAGUCACUCUGGACUCACUGAUGAAGAAUGGGAGUAUUACCACCUUAUGUCAGAGAAAUUUGGGAUCAUUCCAACAGCCGAACACCAUGUAUGCAUCGUAGACAUGCUUGGACGUGCUGGUUGGCUGCAGGAAGCACAUAAAUUUGUGGAGAGUUUACCAUCCAAGGAAGCACAUGGAGUUUGGGGUGCACUGUUAAGUGCUUGCAGUAACAAGGCUGAACUCAAGAUGGGCGAGUCCACCGCAAAUCAUUUGCUCUGCCUGGAGCCUGAAAACAGUGGUUAUUAUGUGACAAUUUCUAACCUGUAUGCAAAUCAAGACAUGUGGGAUGGUGCAGUCCAGGUUAGGGACAUUUUGCAAGAUAAAGGAUUGAUGAAGCCCCAUGGUCACAGUAUUGUUGGAUAAAGGGUGGCAAAGGAACCAUGGAAGGGGUGGCAAAGGAACCAUGGAAGCUAUGCUUUCCAAGAAAAAUUUCCACUAAAUCACCAAAGGUGGUCCUGUCAACCAGUCACUUAAUCUUAUCUCAUAUUCACCGACAAUCCCGUGUACAAAGCAUCCAGAGUAUUGGGAGUUAAUUUUUUAUUUUUGAGAUAUGUGAGUUAAAUCCUUCCUACUCAACUGUAACAAAAUAAUUGUGUGUUCGUUUCUCCAGGGAUAAUCAGGACUCACUCCUCACCCCC